This is a messenger RNA of Oncorhynchus gorbuscha (pink salmon), 1421 nucleotides long. Its product is annotated as troponin T, cardiac muscle isoforms-like. NCBI's taxonomy places the organism in Eukaryota, Metazoa, Chordata, Actinopteri, Salmoniformes, Salmonidae. Gene Ontology annotation, biological process: sarcomere organization; cardiac muscle contraction; regulation of muscle contraction. The record is from RefSeq and is a predicted model, not a curated record. Gene Ontology annotation, cellular component: troponin complex. Bases 217 to 1071 code for a protein of 284 amino acids. Gene Ontology annotation, molecular function: troponin I binding; troponin C binding; tropomyosin binding. The transcript has a single exon.
UAGACUCCAUUCCAUCUGUCUGAACAUCUCUGCCUCGACAGUGGGGUUUGGACACAUGAUCAGGGUAAAGCUUUAAAAGAGCCCAAGCAACCGCACCCGAAAGUUCACUUCACUUCCCCUCUUGACUGUUUGACACAAGUUGGUCUCUGAGUAUUGUGUGUGUGUGUCUCAACUGGUCUUUCUUCCUUGACUGUCUGAGAGGCAGGCUUUAACAUCAUGUCUGACACAGCGGAUAUUGUGAAGGAAUACGAGGAGGAGGCAGAGGAGGUGAACGAGGAGGAGGAAGAAGUAGAGGAGGCACCUGAGGUGGAAGAGGAGGCUGAAGAAGAGCAGGAGGAGGAUGAGGCAGAUAAGGAGGACGAGGUAGAGGAGGAGGAGAGGGAACACGUUGAGGGGAGCGAGGGGGAGACCAAGCCACGGACCAAGUACAUUACCAACAUCGCUCCUCCCAAGCUGCCCGACGGUGAGAAGUUAGACUUUGAUGACCUCCACCGCAAGAGACUAGAGAAGGACUUCAAUGACCUGCAGAGCCUGAUCGAGAUGCACUUCUCUAGCCGCCAGAAAGAGGAGGAAGAGCUGGUAGCCCUCCGCAGCCGCAUCGAGCGCCGCCGUGCCGACCGUGCCGAGCAGCAGCGUGUGCGCGCCGAGCAGAACAUUGAGCGCCAAGCUCGUCUUGCUGAGGAGCGGACCCGACGGGAAGAGGAGGCCAAGCUCCGCGCCGAGGAGGAUGCCAGGAAGAAGAACGUCUUCUCCAAUAAGGCGUUCGGCGGCUACAUACAGAAGGGGGACGUGAAGAAGGGCAAGAAGCUGACGGGGCGCGAGAAGAAGACCAAGGCUCUGUUGGAACGCCGCAAGCCCCUCAACAUCGACCACCUCAACCAGGAGAGGCUGGCGGAGAAGUCCCGCGAGCUCUGGCAGUGGCUGCGCCAGCUACACGCUGAGAAGUUUGACCUGGCCGAGAAGCUGAAGAGGCAGAAGUACGACGUGAAUGUGCUGCGGAACCGCGUUAGCGACCACCAGAGGGGCUCCAAGGUGGCCAAGGCGACCCGCGGGGCGAAGAAGCUACGUUAGUCACACAGCAAUGACCUCAACAUUAUCAGAUUAGUCUAGCUGUCUUUGGACCGUUUGAAGUACAAUCACCUGCUUCUGCUUUAUUGGGUAUAGGCCUGCUUGUUUGUUUGUUUGUUUGGGGGUUUCUACAGUAUAACGUUAGCUAAGCAGGUCUAUAACUGAUCAGCCUACAUAAUGUAUUCACAGGUUGUGCACAGGCUGUAACUUUCUUUGUUGACUAUAGUUGUCUGAUGUAAACAUUUAAUGUGGUUCACGAGGAAUAUGAUUACUGAUAUCGUAUUCACAGAUAAAGCUAAAUGUUUGAAUAAUGUUAAUACAGUUUUGAUUGAUCAUUCGAAUAAAAUGUGAAU